Mycotypha africana is the source of this 1620-nucleotide messenger RNA. RefSeq names its product GLE1-like protein-domain-containing protein. NCBI's taxonomy places the organism in Eukaryota, Fungi, Mucoromycota, Mucoromycetes, Mucorales, Mycotyphaceae. The record is from RefSeq and is a predicted model, not a curated record. Gene Ontology annotation, biological process: regulation of translational termination; regulation of translational initiation; poly(A)+ mRNA export from nucleus. Bases 74 to 1555 code for a protein of 493 amino acids. Gene Ontology annotation, cellular component: nuclear pore; cytoplasm; nuclear pore cytoplasmic filaments. The transcript has 7 exons. Gene Ontology annotation, molecular function: translation initiation factor binding; inositol hexakisphosphate binding; phospholipid binding.
UGAUUUCUACCUUUUCUUUCAUGUCGCAUUAUUGAUGUGCAUUUUUUGUUGCAGCUAACACAACAAUCUUAUAAUGACCUUGAUAAUUACAAAUCCAAACAUAUACUCAGUGCCUGAUUCUGAUUCAGAAGAUGAACAAAACUUCUUCAUUCAAAAUCGUGUACAUAUGACAGAGAAACAGCAAAAAAAUAUUCUCAAACUUGGCUGCACAUAUAACCCACUCGAUAAAUACAAAUCAACUAAUUUAUUGAAGGGACUGACUUAUAUCGAGCCUACAGAAGACUCAUGGUUACAAUAUCAGCUCAAACUACAAGAAAGGCAAACAAAAUUUUUAGAGAAAGAACGCGAAAAACGCAGAAAAGAGCAUGAUGAAGCACAAAGGCUUCUAGAAGAAAUCAAUCUAUUAAAAUUAAACGAUGAUAAUGCCGGCGAAGAUGAUAGAUUUGAGAAAGAGUUGGAAAAGCAGCGAAAAUUAGUUGAAAAUGCUAUCCAAUUGGAUAAGAAAAAACUCGAAAAUGAAAAGAAAGAGGCUCAGCUGAAGGAAGAGAAAGCAAAGAAGGAAAAAGAGGAAGAGGCCAAGAGGCUAGAAGAAGAAAAGAAGGCUAACGAAAAGAAGGAAGAGAUUAAGAAACUUCAACAAUCAUCAGCGACCUCAAUAGAAGGAUGGCAAGAGUACCAGCGAUUCUAUAAAAAAAUUGAAUAUUACAAAACAACCAUAAAGCCUAAAUUGAGCGAUGAUAAUUUUCGAAAGGCUUGUUUUAAUGCUAAAAGACCAAUUACAAGAACAGUAUCACAAUUACAAUACGAUCAUAGUGUUUUGCUUGAAAAGCAUGCUGCUCUUUGUCAACACCUUGCUGGCAUUAAGCAACAGUCACCGGAUGCAUUUGAAUUUGCUUUAAAUCACCUUGCAAAAGCAUUCUUAUCUCAGGCUAGACAAGAAAUCCAUGCUACAGCUCAUGCUGCUUAUUUUUUAGCAAGAUUUGCCUAUUUAAUGAUAAGUUCUAUUCCAGAAUUUUCAGAUUAUUUAUUAGGUCGAUUGUUUAAACGCUGCCAAUAUCUGAUUCCUAAAUACCACGACGAUGAUCCUUCCCUCUCUGUUGAAGAGAUAAAAGCGCGCUUACGAUACACAUAUAGUGAUAAGGAAACCAAAACGAUUGAGAGUCACUUGCAACAUUCAGAAUUUCAAAAAUGUUAUAUAAUGCUUUAUGGUGCGUUAUGUCAAACAGUACCUGACCCAGGACAGCCUCCCAACCCUUAUCCACUUAAACACGCUUGGAUUUGGUUGGCACGUAUCUGUAAUAUGCCUCCACGAGAAGUGACUCCUGCACUUGUUGGAGGUAUGUUAGAAGUGGCCUCCAAAAGAUUAUUAGAAGCCUAUCCUACACAAAUGACAAAGCUUCUAAAAUUGAUUCGUCAAGAAAUAUGCCCCAAAUAUCCUCCUACUCAAUCGAACGAUAACGUCGCUAACAUCAGACGGGUAGAAAUGUUCAUUGAUGACUACUUCCAAACUGGAAAGCUAGACACUGUUCCAGAAGUCCCUCCUGAAAAACGAUAAUGAUAAUGCCAUCAUAAGCUUCAAUAAAAUAUUCUUGAUUUUUCUGUAAACUUUCAUAGAAAAAA